AUGGCAGGGCUGGGGCCGGCCGCGGAGUCGCGGCCGCUGCUGGUGAAAAUCGUGAUGGCCGGAGAGUCCUGCGUGGGGAAGACCUCCAUCGUGCGCAGGUACACGGAGCCCGGCUCGCCUCCCGCCGGCUCUCCCGCCACUUCGUACUUGGCCACGAUCGGCAUUGAUUUUAAAGUAAAGCCAGUAAUGUUUAAUGAUACAAGAGUGAAACUUCAAAUAUGGGAUACUGCUGGCCAGGAACGGUUCCAUACACUUAGUACCAGCUAUUUCCGCGGUGCACAAGGCUUUGUUCUCGUAUAUGACAUCACAAAUCUGAAGAGUUUUCAAAGUAUAACAAUCUGGAUAAAUGACAUAUAUGAGAAAGCAGGUGAUGAAGUGGACGUAAUACUGUUGGGCAACAAGUGUGAUAAGGAGUCAGAGCGGGUAGUUCCAAAACAGAAAGGAGAAAAGCUUGCUUGGGAAUACGGAAUGCCAUUUUUUGAGACCAGUGCUAAAGAAAACGUGAACAUCGAGGAUGCAUUCUCAGUCUUGACUAAGGAAAUCCUGGAAAAGAAAUCCGGUGUAUUACAUGACUUAGACGUUGUAUCUCUAAAUGAAACUAAGAAGAGAACCUGCUGUGCAUUCUAAAAUACUGUUUCUUAUUCAGUUUUCUCUUCAGGAAAUAUCAAGUGUUACAAAGGAACAUAUAAGAUUUUAAAAGUGAGCCUGCAAUCCAAAAAUACAGUGUUUAAGCAUUACACAGACAUUGUCACCAAAUUUUUUUAUAUGUUUAUAUUAUAUUUUCAUAUUUUUAAUGUGAAGAUAAAACAGCUAUCUGAUUUAGGAAUUAUUAGGUGCUUUACAGGGUGACAGUGCUUGAAUGUAAAUGUUUGCAGAAAUGAAGUCUUAAGUGUACUAAUUUUCUGUUAUUAAAAAAAUACCCUUCA
Molecule: messenger RNA, 926 nt
Organism: Agelaius phoeniceus (red-winged blackbird)
Lineage: Eukaryota; Metazoa; Chordata; Aves; Passeriformes; Icteridae
Product: ras-related protein Rab-10-like
Molecular function (GO): GTP binding; GTPase activity
Source: RefSeq, a predicted model, not a curated record